Molecule: messenger RNA, 936 nt
Organism: Auanema sp. JU1783
Lineage: Eukaryota; Metazoa; Nematoda; Chromadorea; Rhabditida; Rhabditidae
Source: the annotation of a GenBank genome assembly
AUGAGUCAAGGAGGCGUUCCUAAUAUCCCACCUCCGACGUUUCCUACAUUUGUGUCUGUGGUUGAUCCUCCUAGACCUUUGCCUCACUUCAGUAAUAGACCCGCGGAAGAAGAAAGACCUGUGCAAGCACAUGAAAACGUCCGUGUACCAUACCAUCAUCCAAGUUCUUCCCAAACAGCUCCAGCUGUAACUUCUCCACCACCAACCGUUAGCUCACCACCUGUUCAGGGAGCUACAGCUACUCAACCCGUAGUCACUAAAAAACUACCUCUAGCCCCUCAAGGAUCUAAGACUUAUAACUCGAAGAGGACUUUCAAGGUUAUCAUCGUUGGAGAUGCUGGUGUUGGCAAAACAUGUCUCUCUUUCCGUUUCUGUUGUGGAAGAUUCCCCGAACAUACCGAAGCGACCAUUGGAGUAGACUUCCGAGAACGGAGUUGUGUGAUCGAAAAAGAGUUAUUGAAGGUUCAACUAUGGGAUACUGCUGGUCAGGAGAGAUACAGACAAUCAAUUGUUGCUCAUUACUAUCGAAAUGUGAAUGCUGUCGUGUUCGUCUACGAUGUAAAUACUAAAAAUUCAUUCGAUAACUUGAAAGGAUGGAUUCAGGAAUGCGAGAAGCAUGGCUUAACAGCAAACGCUGAUGUCCCUCGUAUACUAAUAGGAAAUAAGUGCGACUUAGCGACGACAGAAAAGGUUUCCACAGAUGUUGCUCAGAUUUUCGCUGAUCGUAACAACAUGGCCUUGUUCGAAACGUCAGCUAAAGCUGAUUCCGAAACAGAUCAUGUAGAAUCCAUAUUUUUAACCUUAUUGCACAAGCUUCAACAGAGCAAACCUAUGCAUGUACAAAGCCAGGAUGAACGAGAAGCAACACAGAAUGACAAGUUAGUGUUAAAAGCCACUGAAAGAGCUGCUCUUGAAGACGACGGUUGGUGUUGUUGA